Manis javanica (Malayan pangolin) is the source of this 4078-nucleotide messenger RNA. The record is from RefSeq and is a predicted model, not a curated record. Lineage: Eukaryota; Metazoa; Chordata; Mammalia; Pholidota; Manidae.
GAUGCGGCGGGGGAGGGGUGCUGAGGCCGGAAGCGCCUGCAGGCCGCAGGGGCAGGGGGUCCGUGUCCCAGGGGCAGACGGGGCGAGUCGCCGGGAGAGCCUCUGGGAAAGGCCGGGAGCUGCGGCCCGGGGAGUCCCGGCGUCGUGGGGCGGCUGCGUCUGGAGGGCCGCUCCCCGCGCGCUCGGCGGAGCCUCCGCCUGGGCGGGCGGGUUCCUGACGCCCGAGGAGAGGGAGUCCUCGAACAGGUCGGGCGAGUGGAGAGCAGCCCUCCGAGGGCUUCCCUUCCCCAUGGAGAGCAGGAAGGCGGCUCUGGGACCCUGGAAGGCCGGCAGAGAGGCUUUUGUGACGUUUGAGGAUGUGGCUGUGGAUUUCACGCAGAAGGAAUGGGAGCUGCUGAGCCCUGCGCAGAGGACCCUGUACAGACACGUGAUGCUGGAGAACUUCAGCCACCUGGUGUCGCUGGCAGGAAUUCACUGUUCUAAACCGGAACUCAUCACGUGGCUGGAGCGAGGGAAAGAGCCCUGGAGGGAAGAGAGGAGACACCGGCCAGGCCCUGGUCCAGGCCCCUCUUGGGGAGCGUGGUAGCCGACUCACGUUGAGGUGGCUGCCAUUGCCAUGUGCUUGGAAGUCCCCUUGUGUCCUGCUGCAGGAAUCCUCGCUGAGCCUCGGCCGCGAACACAUCCUGUAGAUUGUUGUCGUUCCUCAGCUCAUAAGUCUUUACCAGUUUGUUUGGCAGGAGUCGGUCAGUUUGUACUGUCCGUCCUGCAUUUGAGAGACGCAUUUUAAGUCCUCUAUCGUAUGACAUCUAUUGUAUUUCUCCCCAAUGAGUCCAUCUGUCCCUGUGUGAUCAUGGUCAGUUUGUUAGUGCCUCGUUCUUUGUGUACAGGCGACCUGACGUGAAAUAGCCCUGAUCUGAUGAGCUCUGUGGGCCUGUCUCCCAGCUCCACUCUCUGGGGGGCAGUCCUGCUCCUCCCUCUCACCCUCUUCUCCCCCUGCUGGAUUAUUUUGAAGCAAGUCUUAGUCAUCCCAUCAUUUCAUCUGCAUAUCUACUAAUACUUAACCCUGUUCUGAUCUCGUUACUGGUUAAUUAGAUCUCUUCAUGAUAUCAGUAACCAUCAUGGACAACAGCCCCCCUUUAUGAUACCAUGAAGGCACUACUCCCGGAAAAACACAUGGCGGUGGUGUUGGGACAGUGGGCUUGGGGUGGGUGAAGGAGUCACACAGGAUGGACAACAGAGGUCUCUGUAGUGACGUUUGAGCAGAACUCAGAGGAAUGAAACCAAUAAGCUAAACAUUUAUGUGUGGGUGUAUUUGAUUUUCUUUCUGUCAAGUCAGGAAAGAACUUUGCUCAAGAUAAAAAAGAAAGCUCAGUCAGUGUCAGCUGGAGUGAACGAGUCAGAAAGUGGGAAGAAGUGAGGUCUGAGGAGCGGAGAUGGGGUAUAGGGCCCUGAAUUCCAUGCUAAUAUGUAGUCCAUGUGAUGGGAAGUCCCUGGAUUGUGUACACCAAAAAUGACAUCUGAUGAAUAUAUUUUUAAUUGAAGUAUAAUGGGCAUACAAUAUCCAAUUAGUUUCAGGUGUGAUUAGUUUCAGUUUCACAGUGAUUCAUUGUUAUGCUUUGUAAAAUGAUCCCCAAGAUAACUCAUUACCAUCUGUCAUUUCCAAGUUAUUGUAACAUUAUUGACUAUAUUGUCUUAGGUGUAUAACACAUCCCCAUGACUUACUUAUUUUAUGAUAAUGUUUGUACCUAUCCGCUUCAUCUUGGUUUGCCUGCCCCUCCCCCACCCACCUUUGGUAUCCAUCAGUUUCCAUAUCUGUUGCUCUGUUUCUGGUUUUCAGAUCCCACAUAUAAGUGAUACCAUGCAGUGUUUGUCUUUCUGUCUUAUUUGACUUAGACUAAUACACUCAGGAUAUAUCCAUGUUGUCACAUAAGCAAGAUUUCUUUUUUUUGCCUUUUAUGUUUUGUUUAUUUUGUGUAACUAUUAUGUACCAGACAUGGUACUACAUGUUUUUUGCACUGGCAUCUCAUUUUACAUUUUCAGCCACAUUGUGAUGUGAAUAUCAUUGUCUCACGUUACAAGUAAAUAAACCACAGCCAAGGGACGUUAAUGAGAUUCUAAGUUGCCUUAUCCUAGAUGCACUUGUGUCUUCAGAAUCAGAUCUCUGAAGGUGAAAUCUACAUCAGGCUUUGUUCUACAAUUGUACAGUGAUAAAUGACAAAGGAGAUUAAAGCUGCUCGUGCACAUUAAAGUACACAAACGUAUGUGCACAAGCAUAUAUACAUCUAUAAAUAUAAUGCAUAUAUAUCUGUCCCAAUCCUUUUUUUGCAAUUUGAACUAUACUUGGAAAACAAAAGAAACAAAACUAUUGUUUGCUUGAGAAGUUCUUGACUAUGCUGGGCUGAGGAAUCUCUGCACUUUGCUUGCAUUAUCUCACUGCAUCUUUACAACAAUUAUAUGAAGGAUUAAGAGUAUUUCUACUUCUUGGACAAGGCCCUGAGAGGUUAAGCAAUACCCCUGAGGUCUCACAGGGGAAAUGUGAGUGCAGCCCUGAGCUCAAAGCCUUCAGUCUUAGUGACUGCUUAUAAUCUCUCCUCAAAUCACAUGCCAUAUAAGGGCUGGGGCCACAGACUCUGGCAUCACCAAAAUUCUACUCUAAGCUAAUUAGUAACAUGUAGGAGAUACUGUCUUCUCCCUCCUCAGUUGGGAAACACACCUCCCCUGUAAAGCAAAUUAGAUUGGGUGGGGUGGUGGAUGACAUUUUAGUGACUGGUAGUUAAACAUGGGGAAGGGAUUGGGAUGGGCGGGUAAAAUAGGUGAAGGGGUAAGAAGUACAAAAUCUCAAUGAUAAUAUAAAUUAGUCAUGGGGAUGGAAGUACAGCACAGUGAAUAUAGUCAGUUCUGUAACAUCUUUCUGUGUUGACAGAUAAUAACUGCAUGCAUUGGUGUAUAUAAAUUGAAUCACUAGGUCAUAUACUUGAAGCCAGUAUUUACUGUACAUCAACUAUGCUUCAAUAAAAAUAAAUAAAUAAUAAAUCCGCUUAGCCCCGCCCAAUGCCUGGGCAGUAAACUUUCAAGAAAUGUACAAUUCAGUUUUAUCCACACUAUAUAGAAUUAUUGCAAAGCAAGAAUCAGACUUUAGACCUCUGUGCUCUAUCUGGAAGACAAUAUUUUCAUUAUCUUUUAUGAAAACCAAUCUGUUCUUAAAGGUGCCAGCACAGGGCUUCAUAGAGAACCCUGAACCUGAACAAGCACCUGUGCUCAUACAGUCAGGUUCAACUCCAUGAUGGUGUGAUGUCAAGGUUCUUCCCAGGGUAUAGCUCCCAGAGAUGGUGGCUGAGUAGGGUCAUAUUCUGCUAGUUGGCUAUCCAAUGUCUGUUCAACUCUUCGUUCUUACUAGUGGAAUUCCAGCAGUGGACUAACCAGUUUCCUUUCUCUUGGCCCUGUCCCUUGCUUGGGCAGCAUUGCUCUCAUGUGGAGUACUGCAAGUGUCUUUUGAAUAUCCCAGGCUCCGGGCAGGCCUUUAACAGUCUGUCUACUUUCCAGGUUAUUCAGGUAUGUCCUGGCCAGUGGGGAUGCCUCCACUAUGAUUGGAUCACACCCAGGCUCCUCCCCUGCCCUGCAUGGCUGAGCUCCAAGCUGCCUAUGCAGUCUCUCUCUCUACUGUUCCUACAAAUAACAUGAGCUGAUUUGUCCUUCCUUGUCCUCCAAAUCCACUCUGGACUUUUUAUGUUUUUCAUUAAGGUAUUGAGAUACACUCUUUAGAAGGUUUCACAAGAAAAACAAUGUGGUUAUUACAUCCAUCCUUAUUAUUGAGUGCCCCCCCCCCAUGAUUUCAUUCCUUUUUAAGGCUCAGUGGGAUUUAUAAUGUAGUUGAUACUCUAGUUAUAGUUUAGGAAACAGACUAUGGAGCAAAUCCUUUUCUAGUGUGUAUGUUCGUCUCUCUAAGUGAAAAUAUAAGCUUCCAACUAGAUGGAAGAGCAGGGCCUGGGAGGGGAACCUUUAUGGGAGGUGGUGGCAUUUGUGUUGUGUGCUGGCCCAGGCUGCUUCACCUGUGACCAUCCUGAUGGGGCACUUUUCC